Messenger RNA from Neopelma chrysocephalum (saffron-crested tyrant-manakin), 8427 nucleotides. It is a transcript of the gene LIMCH1, whose product is annotated as LIM and calponin homology domains 1. NCBI's taxonomy places the organism in Eukaryota, Metazoa, Chordata, Aves, Passeriformes, Pipridae. Gene Ontology annotation, cellular component: stress fiber. Gene Ontology annotation, molecular function: myosin II head/neck binding; actin binding. Gene Ontology annotation, biological process: regulation of focal adhesion assembly; positive regulation of stress fiber assembly; actomyosin structure organization. The transcript has 34 exons. The record is from RefSeq and is a predicted model, not a curated record. The coding region runs from base 166 to 5394 and encodes 1742 amino acids.
GGCUCCCGCCCCGGCGGCUGCGAGGCAGGGAGAGGCAAGGAGAGGCAGGGAGAGGCAGGCAGCGGCCUCCGGCGUCCCCCAGCUGCGGCCGCGGCUCACCCCGGGCCGGCGGCUCGGUGCUUGGCUUCUCCCACGCCGCAGCCGCGGCGCGCCGGGGCCCUGCAGAUGGCCAGUCCUGGGCUGGAGCUGGGAGAGGUUCAGCCUCCUCCCGAGCCCCCCCAGCCUGAGCUGGCCUUCACCGAGGCUCAGAAGUGGAUCGAGCAAGUGACAGGCAGAAGUUUUGGUGAGAAGGAUUUUCGUUCCGGAUUAGAAAAUGGCAUUCUUCUGUGUGAGUUGUUGAAUGCAAUAAAGCCGGGAUUGGUAAAAAAGAUCAAUAGACUACCGACUCCCAUUGCAGGUUUGGAUAAUAUCAUAUUAUUCUUACGAGGCUGCAAAGAGCUGGGACUUAAGGAAUCUCAGCUUUUUGAUCCUGGUGAUCUGCAGGACACAUCAAACAGAGUAACCAUCAAGAACGUUGACUAUAGUAGGAAGCUGAAAAAUGUAUUAGUCACCAUUUAUUGGCUAGGGAAAGCGGCAAACAGCUGCACGUCAUAUAGCGGAUCAACCCUGAACCUGAAGGAAUUUGAAGGUUUCCUGGCACAAAUGAGAAAGGAAACAGAGGAUAUUGAGAGCCCAAAGCGCAGCAUUCGUGACAGUGGUUAUAUAGACUGCUGGGACUCUGAACGCAGUGAUUCCCUCUCCCCACCUCGCCACGGCAGAGAUGAUUCCUUUGACAGUCUGGACUCCUUUGGCUCCCGCUCGCAGCAGACACCAUCUCCAGAUGUAGUGCUCAGAGGGAGCAGUGAUGGGAGAGGAAGUGACUCAGAAACUGACCUGCCACACAGAAAGAUGCCAGAUGUGAAAAAAGAUGAUAUGUUGGCGAGGCGGACCUCACACGGUGAACCUAAAUCAGCUGUGCCUUUUAACCAGUACCUUCCGAACAAGAGUAAUCAGACUUUCUAUGUACCUGCUCCACUUCGGAAAAAGAAAGCUGAGCGAGAGGAAUACCGAAAGAGCUGGAGCACAGCGACCUCACCGCUAGGAGACAGACCUUUCAGUAAACCUCACCCUGAAACCAUAGAAGAAGAACUGAAUGAAACAUCGGGACUGUGUGAAAAGGAGAAAGUGUGCUCUGUGGCUCCUGAGGCAAGCUCCCUUAAAAAUCAAUUAAAUUUGAAUCAAAGUGAAGAAAACUCCGUAGACCGGUCUCCUUCAUGUAGUGCAAAAGAAACAUCAGCACCCAAGGGGAAAGAUACGGAAGAGAUCAGAAAGUUAAGAAGACUGGAACAAGCUGGCAUUAAGGUCAUGUCAGCAGCCCAGCGCUACGGCAGUAAAAAGCUGAUAUGUGAAGACACCGGAACCAUCCCAGACAUCAUCCUUCGCAAGGACAAUCCCUUCAUGACACAUUAUCAAGGAAAGGAUUCUGGUUCAGAAGAUGAAGCAACCAGCAGAGUUCCUGAUUUAGAAAAGGAUGACUUUGCCACCCGAAGAGCCAGAUUGAAUCAACCCAAACACAUAGUUCCAUUUAACUCCUUUUUAGUUGGAUCCUAUACAAGUAAAGAUAAAGGUAAACUGGAAGAUGUUAGAAAGCCAUUGCAGAUGGAAAAAAAGGAACAUGCAAGAAGAAGAUGGGUGCAAUUGACAUCAGUAGGGCAAAUAGUGACAAACGAAGAGAACCCACUUCUGCAAAAUGAGGAGAUUGAAUCAGAGAGGGAACAGCAGAUGAAAGAGCCUGAUACUGAGAAAGAUGAUUUGGCUAAACAGAAAUCUCAAAGCACCCUUCCUCAGCUACAAGAAGAUGGGAUUUUUGUGAGUGCCUCGAUAACAGAAGCAGAUCUGGAGACCUGGAAAAGAUUGAAAUUGUCAGUGGAUCCCAGUGAAGAAGAUUUCAAAUGUCCCAGCAACACUCUGCCGCCAACUGAUACGACGGUGAAAGCAGUAGCCCAUGAUGAUUUUGCUGUCCGCAAAGCCAAAGCAAACAAAAAAACUGGUAGCCCCAAGCAGAAGUUUGUGCAUUUUGGGCCAGUAACUGAGAUUGAUCAACAGAAAUGGGACAGGCUUGUUAUUGGCAGAGCUUCAUCUAAAAUCGGAACAGAAGAGGAAAGCAAGAAAGACUAUAUGGAGAGUCACUCUGGUGUUGAAAGCUCUCCUUCAACCACUGUCGUCAGUCUUGGGUUUGCUGAACACAGCGAUGAAGUAUCUGAGCCAGAGAAUGAGUCCAGUGAGGUGGUCAAAUCAGGUAUAGAUGACUCUUGCAGGAGAAUUGCAUCAGCUGUACUGGCUUCUGACAUCGUCUCUGAAAAACAAACCCCAUGCAGUUUGAGCAAACAGCAAGAAAGCACCAAGGAAGAAUGCCAUAGGCAUGUACCAGAUGUUGAGAGAGAUGAUAUGUUGGUUAGAAGGAUGGGAACUUUUCAGAGGCGUACCACUAGCUCCGUUCCCAUAUGUUGUCGUACCCUGUCAGUAGCUCCUCAUGUGCUGCAGCAGCAGCAAGAGGAGACAGUAGCUCAUGAGAAGGAUUUGAAGACUCCGCAGGAAGGAGAAAGUACUGUAAAACGAGAAGAGAACCAAGAACAGCUUGAAAUCCCUCAGCUGCAGAACGAUGGAACAGAAAACAACAUGAAAUUUCCCGACCCACAAAGAGAUGACAUGUUGGCUAGAAGAACUGGAGCUUUUCUGAAACAGCCUGGGCCCAAUGUUAAGCAAUUCCUUCCCAUGCCAUUUUCAAAGCAUCAGAAUAAGCAGGACACAACUACAGAACUUGAGAAGAAAACAACGAGGCCUGAAAAAUGUCCACAAGUCUGCAUUAAUAUCUCUGAAAAACCUGCAAUACAACCACCGCAAGAACAGCAGCAAGGGCAGGAAAAAGACAGUCUCCCUCCUACAGGACAAGAUGAGAUUAUUUGUACAGCCCAAGUGGGCGAAAAUGGCCAUAAUGAAGUCCACCUUGGUCAAACGUCUAAGCUUCAGGAGGUUCCUGAGGAAAACAAGAUGGAAACACUGUCAUCCAAGGAUGAGCAUCUGCAAACAUUCGGCCCCAGAACUGCUGUGUCUGAUGACGCAGAGAGUAUGAGCAUGUUUGACAUGAGAUGUGAAGAAGAAGCUGUGACUCAGCCUCACAGCAAAGCUCGCCAUGAGAAACUGCAGAAUAUACACAACCAGUUGAAAGAGGACGAGACCAGAUGGCAAGAUGACCUGGCUCGGUGGAAGAGUCGUCGAAGAAGCGCUUCACAGGAUUUGAUAAAAAAGGAAGCUGAGAGAAAGAAAAUGGAAAGAUUACUGUCUGGAGACGGAACGAAUGAGCGCAGAAAAAGCAUCAAAACCUACCGAGAAAUUGUGGAAGAGAAAGAGAGAAGAGAGCGGGAGCUUCAUGAGGCAUACAAGAAUGCAAAGACACAGGAGGAGGCUGAGAGCAUCCUCCAGCAAUACAUUGAAAGAUUCACUAUCAGUGAAGCUGUCCUUGAGCGUUUGCAGAUGCCAAAAAUUCUGGAAAGAAGCCAUUCAGUGGAGCCAAAUUCCCCACUGAAAGACCCAAAUCCUCUGAGAUAUUUAAGGCAACAGUCACUUCCUGCUCCAAAAUUCACUGCCACCAUUGAAGCAACCAUUGUUCCCACCACUGAACUAGAGUCCAGUGGUUCGACGGGACGCAUAUCUCCCAGCAAAAGCACCCCCAAGGCUGUGCCUAUGCUGACACCCAAGCCUUACUCACAACCCAAAAAUACACAGGAAGUUUUAAAGAACUUUAAGGUAGAUGGAAAAGUCAGCAUGAAUGGAGAAAAUGUCAACGGCACAGAAGAGAAGGAUAAAGAGUGUUCAACAGUAAUAUUUACUCCUUCGCCAAGCAGAUCUCUGAAAUUUGAUGGAGUAGCCAGAGGGGACAGGCCUCCAGUAGAGUUGAAGAAGGACCCCCCAAGUGUUGAGCUCAGUUUACAGAGGCCUGCCACUCAGAGUGUGCACAAAGAGCCAACAGCCUCCCCGGUGGAAGCGGAUGCAGCUGCCAGCCCACAGGCCGAGCCCAGCCCCAACGGUACAGCCCCUGCUUGCCCAGUGUGCCCGUCCCCAGGUUCAGAUCAAAAGCAAUUCAAGUCAACUGCAGCUUGUGCCAGCCCUGUUGUGAAGAGAUUAGAAUUUCUUCCCAGUCCUGUCCCUUUGGAGGAAGCUGCUUCAAGCAACAAAGAUGUAAAAAAAGCUGAAAUGGAACAGCAGAAGGAAGCAGAGCUCCCUCCUACACCAGAGGUGAUGAAAGCAAAAGCUCUGGAACAAAAGGGGAGUGUAGUGUUGCCGUUUUUAAAGAAACUACCGGAGACCAGCCAAGUUACUCUGCAUAAUUCGGUUCUACAAGCUGAAUCUGAUAGUGGUGACAAAUCAAAUCGUUUCAAUUUUUGGUCCUGGGAUCCAGAAGAAGAGCGAAAGCGCCAGGAAAGAUGGCAACAUGAGCAAGAACGCUUGCUUCAGGAGAAGUAUCAGAAGGAGCAGGACAAGCUGAAAGAGGAAUGGGAAAAGGCCCAGAGAGAAGUUGAAGAGGAGGAGCGUAGAUACUACGAGGAGGAACGCAAGAUAAUUGAGGAUACUGUAGUUCCAUUCAUUGUUUCUUCAAACUCUGCUGAGCUCCUCUCCUCUUCUUCCUCUACCACUGACGGAAACAAGACAGUGAACUCAGCUGAUUCAAACAGCUGUCCAGAGGAAGGCAAACAAAAAGAAGUAACAAGGCAGAAAAAGCUGCUCUGGGAGCAGGACAGUAUGCCAUCUCUGAAAAGCAAGGAAAAUGAACUCUGGCAAGAAAAGAGGAGUGAAAAUAAAGUGCUCUCAGGAUACCCAGAGACAGGUAUCUUGAAAGGAGGAAGUGAACAGGAGCACCACAUGCCGAUGAUGGAGCACAGCUCACCUGCCAGGCUGAAUCUGCCGUUGACUCAGGAUGUCUCCUGGAAUCAGCAGUUGCUGACAAAGCAAUCUCCGCAUCGCACAGAGGACAUUCGGCAGAGACCGUUCUCAGGCCAGACUGCGGGACAGCAGCCAAGCUCUGCAGGGGAAGCAAGGAGGGCAGGCUAUCAUGAGAACUUCCGAUCUGGGCCAUCAUCUCCCUGCUCUCCUGCUGCUCUGAGUCAGUCACCCAACAGGUCUGUCAGCGGAAAGAAGCUUUGUUCUACCUGUGGGCUCCCUCUUGGAAAAGGAGCUGCCAUGAUUAUUGAAACACUCGGUCUUUAUUUCCAUAUUCAGUGCUUCAGGUGUGGCAUUUGCAAGGGACAGCUGGGAGACGCAGCGAGUGGGACAGAUGUCAGGAUUAGAAAUGGUCUUCUUAACUGCAAUGAUUGUUAUAUCCGAUCCAGAACCGCUGGACAGCCAACUACAUUGUGACAUGACUUUCAGUCCUAAUAACUUUCAAGAAGGAACUCUCUUCUCGUAUGUAUCGGCUGCCUCCAGACAAUCACUUGUAAAAGCUUGAAUCCAUGGACAUGAUGGCUCUCAUCUCGUUUUUAAAAACUCACAAAAAAGCUGCACCUGCUCCUUUGAAAUGCAAUAUGUUGGUUUUUGCAAAAUAUGUAUGACCAUGUUUGGGAAGGCAAAGCCUAAGUAGUAAAAAAAAAAAUCCCACCUUUCAGGUAUGCUUAUGAUUUCCAGUCUGUUACCUUGUCCUUUUGAAAGUAAUAAGAAAAUAAACAUGCAAUAAAGCUGUUUUGUUUUAAUAUUUCUAGGAAUUAAAAAGUUUAAGUUUACAGAACCUUUAUAGAAUAUGCCAAUUCAAAAUGAGAAGUAAUUUUAAGAUAGUAUCUAAUCAGUGCAUUUGAAAAGCAACUAAACAUCACAGCACGACCUCUCUGUUAUAACUGAAGCUAUAACUUUUUUUAUACAGAGACUAGUUUGAUAAUACAUCCUGUAAUUCUGAAGCAUUUUGUGUUUAUAUUACCUUCAGUGGAGGGUAGGAGUUAUAUAAAUAAAUUAUUGCACCUUUAGCGAUAGGAUUUUUUGUUUGUGUACCUCAAGUAAUGUUCAUGACUAUAGCUUAAUAUUCUCUCAAAUAAAGAUUCCUUCAUUAAACCUAAAGACUGCAUACCGUUAACCACGGCAAGAUUCCCAUCAGGAGCAAUCCUUCUUACUAAGUUCAGCAGCCUGUGUUGUUGCUAAACUCAGUGAAAGAUGAUGUGGGGGAGACCCAGCUGAGUUGUGAGUCUCUGCGCUGCAGUUUGAUACUAUGGUGAAGCUUUUCUCUUUGGCAUGUAAAUUGCUAAUCAAGGGUUCACGUUGGUUUGAGGUCUGCUCAUUCACUUGCAAAUAUUGCACUUGGUUGAAAUCUAGUGCAGAGAAACACAUUUGGUUUGGGUUCUCCCCAGAGCUCAGAAUUAGACAGCCUUGAGCCAUCCACCCAAAAUAAGUCAGCAAAAGCCAAGAGUGUGGAAAGCAGGCAGGGAGGAGGCUGACAGCAACAGGCAGAAAAACUAACUUGCCUGUGUUUGGGACAGUUUUCCUUUGUGCUCUUUCAUUAGGCAUGUGCUCCUUACUGAAGCGAUCCAGCAGCUCAUUGAAACAGCAGUUCAGCAGUUAUCUACAAUAAAAUAAAAAAGUUAGGGAACAUGUUGCAUCUGUAAAAUAUCCUAGCACUUUUUGGUGAACUGUUACUGGAAAUAUCCCGUUUUAGCUGUUCAUUAUACAUCUUAAAACGGAGGGAAAAAAUUUACUUGUUCUGCCUUAAAACUGUGAUAAAUCUAAAUGGAGGUUUCUUUUAACUAUGUGCAUAUCUGUUGUCCUUUGAUGUGUUGGUAAAUGGAAAUUAAAUAGUUAUUAGGGAAGCAAUAAUUUUGAGGUUUUCUCUAGGUAGCAAUUAUUUAUUCAAAUGCUAGACAGUUGCUUGCAUAUGAGUUACAUAACCAUGCAAAACUGCGUGUCAUUGAAUACCCACAUGCAAUGAUGUUGUUGGAGGACAUUGUGACUAUCUGCUGGAAAGUUACAUGUUACUUCCUUACUAUUGUGCCUUAGAAAAUGCGAAGCUGUUGCACACAGUCAGCAAUGACUUAGGGAUGCAAUAAAUCCAACAAGCUGAAGUCCUUUAUGGAAUUCACCCGGGGAAUAUUUUUAAGUAAAAAUAAAAUAAGUCAGACAAAUGUUUUGGAACUAAAAGUGAUAUCCAAUAUUUUGAUCAACAACCUGCAUGAUUUACUGUUAAAGGGUUUUAAUAAUGAAGAUGCUUACUCUUUGCAUGUGGUCAUUGUAACAUUUUCCCGCAAAGAAUGUGUAACAUGAAAAUUUGAGAAACAGAUUUUGUAACUGACUUGGUACAUCUCUAUAACUCCAUGCGCUGCAUUAAGGAUAUGUGAAUAUAUGAUGUCUGAACCUAAUUUUUAAACAAGACCAUGCAUGCUUGUGUGUCUGUCUGGUAUGAGUCACUAUCGCUGCUUCACCCAUGUGAUAGAGUUAGAUGUGCAAAUCGGUCCCCAAGUGUAUAAAAAGGGCUGGUUGUCACAGAGGUUAGAUCUGCUUCUCAUUCACAUAGAGGAGGUAAAGUGCCCAAAAGGCUUAGAACCAUGGUUGGCAUAAAGUGCAUGGGCAAGGGGUGGGGGUUUGCAUCACACUGCAGACACACCAGUGGGUCUCUGGAGUUGCUUAGAAAUUGAUCCCAGUGUCUAUCAAUUAGUUUCAUGUAUGCAUGUUUUAGCAAAGUUGAUUGUAUGUAAAGCAAAAUGAAGCAGUGUUCGACAACGAAGAUUUUUCCCACUAAUGAACAUCUGUUCACCAGCACAGAAUAAUUUCAACAGUUUUCUAAAUUGUGCUUGCCAACAGCUUAUGUUUAAUUUUAUAUUCCCUUCGGAAUCUUCGGAAUACAUGGUAAAUUCAUUCAGGCUAAGAUUGUUUUUCCUUUUUUUUCCAGUUUAAACACAUAAAUGUGAUACAUUGCUAAUCAGGAACUGUGAGCACAGAAAAAAAUAACACUUUCCUACAUUUGAACCACAAUAUAAAUGUAUUUGUUGCAUAAAUGAUUUAUUAUUAAUAAGCAAAUACAAUAUAUGUAAUGGGUUUUAGAUCUUUUGGAAUUUAUUUAGCCUCGUACUAUUUCAGAAAACCUGAACAGGUGUCAUAACCCAUCUGUAUUUUACAAGCCCAUUUUCCAUGGUGUAUUUUUCCUUACUCUUGCUAUGUAGUGUUAUUGAUGCAGUACAUCUGUAGUUCUCAAUGAAUGUCCUAAAGGUUGGUGAACCAGAAGGGGACCAUCCUUAUCUGCAUGUCCAUUCAGGGACGAGGAUUGCUGUCCUAGCUGGGGUUAAUGUUGAAUACCAAUUAUGCUAAUCUUUAUUUUAUUUAUUCUAAAAUGCCUCUGGAAAUUAGGAAAUCUUGUCUAAAAUGCAACAGCUUUUAUAGUAAAUGUAUGUUUAUAAAUAAAAUGUUGAUUACCUUUGA